GGUAAUGGUAUGGUAAAAAUCUGUAGCUUAAAUGUCAGCAUUCAUUCGUAGCCAGUGUCACCAAACAUUGUGUAACUGGACAGACAUUUAAAUGAUUUUAAAUAAGUGGCUGAGAAUUAUGUAACAGCAUUUUACCAGUUUGUGUGCAGCCUUUGUUUGACCCUAAAUGUUGUUUACAAGUGGACUGAAUUCUUUCACUGUUUAAAAAGGGAGGGCACAAACAGUUCCUGGCCAAGUGUGGAAGCUUGUAGUUACUGCGGUAAAGAGCACAGAGAUGUGACUGGAUUACAGAAGCCACUGAGAGGAACACCUCUAUUACCAGUGUACCUAUUGUCAUCUGCCAAGAAUUUGCCAUUAUCCUUUCAGAGCUAUUAAUAAGGGGAUGAUUGUGUUGCUGCGGAGACGUCAGACUGUAGCAUCAUGGUGAAAGCUUUACCUCACUCUUUUGUUGAUGUUUGAAACUUGGGAAAACGACAAGACUGACAGAAUCAAAACAGGCAGCUAGAGUAUAAAAGAGCAGGUACUGCUUCAUCCAGAACUGAAUAGGAAGAUGUCUCGUCCUCUAUUCAAACGCAACGGCAGCUGGGAUCCUCUCCAGGACUGGCCAAAGUCAAGCAUUUUAGACCAGUGUUCUGGAGCACCUUUUUUCCUUAAAGAAAAUGAUGGUAGCUGGUUAGACACAGCCAGAAAAACUCUGGAAAAAUCACCAUGGCCUGGAUUCCUGUCCUUUCCUUUAGUGUCUCCUGUUUGCCCAGAGAUCUCAUCACCAUCAUCUUCAUCAAAAGAUGGACCACAAAUGCAGCUUCCACCAGCUGAAUCUAACAGUAAGAGCUGGAGAAUUUCUCUAGAUGUAUUCCAUUUCUGUCCAGAGGAGAUUGGUGUCAGAAUGACUGAAGGUUACUUGGAGGUAACGGGCAAACACGAGGAAAGGCAGAAUAAACGAGGGACCAUUUCUAGGAGUUUUACAAGAAAGUACAAGCUGCCAGCAGAGAUCGAUCUGCAACAGAUGAGCUCUUCACUGUCUCCGGAAGGUGUACUCCUGGUUGAGGCACCUCUUGGUGCCUCUUCUACCAGCUUACCUGCAGACACCGUUAUUCCCAUUCAGAUAAAGCAAAAGCACUAAUCUUCAGAAUCUAAGCUAGUUGUUUUGCUUACAAGUGUUUUGUUUUUAUUGAAUAAAUUCUGUUUAAAUGUGAACAAUACAGACGAUUCACAUUCAGACAGGCAGAAGUAAAUUGUAAAUCGUGCUUGAAAGAAUGUGUUAGGUGUGGCAUUGAAGAGACCACAAAAGAGAGGCUGAAUUUGACUACUGGUAUUUUUUUAAAACUGUUUAGCUUGAGCUAAAGUGUGCUUCCGUAAAAGAGUUACAUUUAACUUUUUUGUUUUUAAUUGUGCAGAUAGUACAGUUUAUUAUAACCAGUAUUAUUAACAUCAUAUGCUAAUAAUAAUACAUCUUAAAGUGAAUAAUUGCUCAUUUAAGAAUUGUAUCACAUUUGUUAAUAAAAGAUGAAGUGUGUAAACAA
This is a messenger RNA of Trichomycterus rosablanca, 1523 nucleotides long. It is a transcript of the gene hspb15, whose product is annotated as heat shock protein, alpha-crystallin-related, b15. Gene Ontology annotation, biological process: cellular response to unfolded protein. Lineage: Eukaryota; Metazoa; Chordata; Actinopteri; Siluriformes; Trichomycteridae. Gene Ontology annotation, molecular function: protein homodimerization activity. The transcript has 4 exons. The coding region runs from base 551 to 1123 and encodes 190 amino acids. The record is from RefSeq and is a predicted model, not a curated record. Gene Ontology annotation, cellular component: nucleus; cytoplasm; protein folding chaperone complex.